AUGCUGAGGACCGCCAUCUCGCUGCCAGUCUUUGGGCUGCUGCUGUUCCGACUCGUGAAAGCGCUACCUAUGGACCGAUACGACGAAGCUGGCGCGCAUUCAUCACACCGACCAGCCGCCUGGGCGCUCGACUUUUCGACGCCACCUGCCGACAUGGAACCGGCCGACUUUGAGAUCCUCCGUGCGCUCUCCGCUGAUUUCUCGUCACCCGAUCCCACUGCUUCACACGACGAGAGCCAAGGUAGCAACAAUCUGCCUCGUCCUGGCUCGACGGCUUCCCUUGUGGACACGGACAACGCCAUCGCGCGUCACAAAGCCACCACAUCCAUCGUCCGCGGCCGCAUCGGCCAUCCAGAGCCAUACACCCUCACCUUGCUCCCCUACUACGCGCCCUUCCGAGACCACCACCGGAGCCUCACGCACGACGACUCGCCGCAAAUCCCAUCGCGCAUCGUCAACGCUUUUGGCGGCAAACUCCGAUGGUUCCCCGCCACUACCUCGCGCGAAACCCUCGUGCCGCACAACUGGCACAACCGGUCGCCGUACAACCUCUACAGCCGCCGUCUACCCAUCGCGAUCCACAAGGACGGAGAGAGGCUCUCGGUGCAUAUGACGCAACACAACGUUCCGCCCCGAACCGCCGGCUUGACCCAAGGAACUGAGUUUUGGCGCAAGCCGUACUAUGGGUUCUGGGGGUUGCCGGAGAAGCCGGAGGGUGACCUUCUGCCCAUCGUCUUUUACGGACUGGGCACGCUGGAGACGCAGGAUAACGAGGCGGUGGAUCGACAUUUGGCACCGCUGAUCCAAGAGCUGGAGGGGAAGGCCAAGGUGUGA
Kalmanozyma brasiliensis GHG001 is the source of this 834-nucleotide messenger RNA. RefSeq lists its product as uncharacterized. The transcript has a single exon. NCBI's taxonomy places the organism in Eukaryota, Fungi, Basidiomycota, Ustilaginomycetes, Ustilaginales. The record is from RefSeq and is a predicted model, not a curated record. The coding region runs from base 1 to 834 and encodes 277 amino acids.